This is a messenger RNA of Medioppia subpectinata, 1521 nucleotides long. Lineage: Eukaryota; Metazoa; Arthropoda; Arachnida; Sarcoptiformes; Oppiidae. The record is from the annotation of a GenBank genome assembly.
UGUGGCGAACGGUUCCCAACGAAGACUCGCUUACGAAUUCACGAACUACAUGCGAUCUGCGGCGGUGAGGGACGGCCACACGUGUGUCCACACACGACAUGCGACCGUGCCUUCAAAUCCACAAGUCAUCUAACGGAACACAUCCGAGCCAUCCAUUCCAGUGAUAAACCAUAUGAAUGCGAAAACUGUGGCAAACGAUGGUCUGUCGUGUGUACGGCUCCCGGAUGUGAACGAGUGUACAAAACCAAGCGGUCGAUGAAUGAGCACCGAUUGAAAGUGCAUUCGGGCGACCCAUACGAGUGCAAGCAUUUCCAGUGCGGACAGCGAUUUGAUAACAAAGAACUUUUCGAUGAACACUCGAAGACUCAUUCCGACGAUAGUAUGAGUUGCGGUCGACUAGUGAGUGAAAAGCGGACCACUUAUAGGAAAUUAGUUAAUAAAUCACACAAAAACAUAACGUAUGAAAAGGUGUCGAAGAAUGUGGCCGAAGACACGAAGGGCGACACCACUGAUGACAACGAUAUGAGUGACAGCAAAGAGGCGGCCGCCGAACGUAGCGAUACGUAUUACUACCCGUUUGUCUGCACUCACGAGUCGUGUGGCCAAAAGUUUAACACCGAAAUGAAUUUCAACCGACACUUAGAAGCGGUUCACUUACAACAGCGGCCAUACGUUUGCGAUUACAAAGGGUGCGGACAAGCGUUUCUCACCCGUCAGUGGCUCGAGACCCAUACCAGACGGCACACUGGACUCAGUAAACGGCGCCCAAACGCUACAGCCAACCCAUACCUGUGCCCACACGUUGGGUGCGGCAAACGGUUCCCAAACGAGUCGGCAGUGCGAACACACGUGAAACUAUCGCACGAGCGGCCGAGCAUCGCGUGCGCAGUCCAGGGGUGCGACAAAUUGUUUCCGAUUACGGCCCAAAUGAAUAAACACGUGAGGAGAGUGCACGAGAAGCGAGCGCCCGCCUAUCAGUACAAGCGAUGCGUGCCAUACCUGUGCCCUGAGUGCGACCGCCAGUUUGACACACCCAGCAAACUGAAAGUGCACCGGUAUCAGGUGCACCCCAAACAGAUCUACCGGUGCGAGUGGCCCGGCUGUCAGUACAAGGCCAACAUUAACUACGCGCUCACCGCGCAUAUGGUGUCGCACAGCACGGAGCGGCCCCACCCCUGCGAAUGGCCCGGUUGUGACUAUCGGGCCAAAGAUAAGGUGGGGCUGGACUCUCACCGAGUGGUGCACAGUUCGGUGGACUACCCGUGCGAUUGGCCCGGAUGUGAGUUCCGCUCCAAGUAUAAGGAGUAUCUCGAGAAGCAUAAGUUUGUCCACCAGUCGGAGGGGACCCUACAGUGCGAUUGGCCUGAAUGUGGCAAAUGGUUUAAGAGAGACCAGUAUUUGCGCCGACAUAUGCGCAGCCAUAUCGGGACUAUACGCCACUGUCAUUACGCCGGCUGUGACUUCAAGACUAAGAAUUAUGAUUGGUUUAGUAAACACCUGAGAGUAAAGCAUCGCAAAUAA